This is a messenger RNA of Colletotrichum graminicola M1.001, 987 nucleotides long. Its product is annotated as FtsJ-like methyltransferase. The record is from RefSeq and is a predicted model, not a curated record. Gene Ontology annotation, cellular component: mitochondrion. The transcript has 6 exons. Gene Ontology annotation, molecular function: rRNA (uridine-2'-O-ribose)-methyltransferase activity. Lineage: Eukaryota; Fungi; Ascomycota; Sordariomycetes; Glomerellales; Glomerellaceae. The coding region runs from base 1 to 987 and encodes 328 amino acids. Gene Ontology annotation, biological process: RNA methylation.
AUGUCAAAAGCGGCAGCAUGUCGCGCUCUGUUGGGCGUGACGCAGCGUCAAACGACCAUGAAUGCAGUCUCUGGGUGUCUGCAGUGCCGAAUCAACCUCGCUGCCAGUCGCCAGACGCGGGCAUCAUCGUCUAACUCGCGGUGGAAGAUGAGGCAGGGCAGGGACAUGUUUGCGCGCGAGGCCAAGGUGCAGGGGCUCAAGAGCCGGGCUGCGUUCAAGCUUCUCGAGAUGGAUGCCAAGUACAAACUCUUCCGCAAGGGACAGACGGUUGUGGACCUGGUCGCCGUCGAGCGGACGAAACCCAACGGCCAGAUCCUCGGCAUCGACAUAAUCCCCGCGCAGCCGCCCAAGGGCGUCUCAACGAUUCAGGGCAACUUUCUCUCGCCCGACGUUCAGGACAUGGUCAAGGAGUACCUUUCGAGGGCCAAGAGUCGCAAGUCAUCCUCGCCGCCGCCGCCGCCGCCGCCGCCGUCGUCGGAGGAGGACCAGCAGGACGACGCGGACGCGGUGAUGGACGACAGACCAAGCUACAUCGACAUGGAGAGGGCGGCGUCCGAGACCGUUGCAGAGGCGGAGGCGCCACCGAAUGCCGCCAACGGGGCAGAGGCCAAGAAGGGGCGGCUGGUGGACGUUGUGUUGAGUGACAUGUCAGCACCUUGGGACCAAACAUCCGGCUUCGGCGUGAACAGUCUUAGUAAUCCCUAUAGCAGGAUGAUGAACACGAGCGGCAUGGCCUUUCGAGACCACGCCGGCAGCAUGGACCUCUGCGGCGUCGCGCUCCAGUUCGCCAACGACACGCUCAGGAACGGCGGGCACUUUGUUUGCAAGUUCUACCAGGGCUCCGAGGACAGGGAGUUCGAGAAGAAGCUCAAGACGCUGUUCGCCAAAGUCUUUCGGGAGAAGCCCGAGUCGUCGCGCAGCGACUCCAAGGAGGCAUACUUUGUGGCGCUCAGGAGGAAGGGCAACGUGGAGUUGGAAAGGGAUUAG